Prunus armeniaca (apricot) is the source of this 285-nucleotide messenger RNA. Lineage: Eukaryota; Viridiplantae; Streptophyta; Magnoliopsida; Rosales; Rosaceae. The record is from the annotation of a GenBank genome assembly.
AUGAAAAUCCACCACGUUGCUUGCUUAGAGGACAACUACGCAUACCUAAUCAUUGACGAGAGUACCAAAGAAGCUGCAGCUGUGGAUCCAGUUGAGCCUGAAAAGGUUCUUAAAGCAGCUCAAGAACAUGGCGUUGAUAUCAAGCUCGUCCUCACCACUCACCACCACUGGUACUUGGGGUUCAUAUCUUACUUGGGUAAUAAUCUGACAGGUCUAAUCUUUACAUUUACCCAAACUAAGAUGCUCAAUACAAUCUUGGCAUGUCAGAUUAUUACCCAAAAAUAA